GGUUUCAUUGUUGUCAAAGGACCAGGUUGUCAGGCUGACUCAGCAAACACCAAACCAAGAAACUUCAUUUUCUCUUCUCUUCCCUUACUUUCCUCAACUUUCUUGAAAAACCCAUCAAUUUCCAUUAUCAUUUUGACAACUUUAGCACCAAUACUUUUCUGGGUUGCUUUUAAUUUCUCUAACAGACAGCUCUUAUCCCUUGAUCAGUUAAUCACAGUGAAUAAAUAGAGUGAGAAAUUGGAUUUUUUGUUUUUAAUCAAUGUUGAGUUAUCAACUAAUAAAGUCUUCUACUUGCCAAGAAUCUCUUAAAGCUAUUGAAGCUGAUAUUCAACAUGCUAAUAUGCUUCUACAGUCGUCUCGAUUCUAUGGCUUUGAAAGUAUUCAAAGGAAAGAAAUUGGUUACUGAUGGCUGCUUCUAUUCCCAGAAACAAAAGUGGCAAUUGUCUUCAGAUGAAAUUAGUUCACAAUGACUUGGCACCCCUUAUCCUUUACUUGCUCCAUUGGAUAAAUUGUUCAUGUACAUGUCUACUUCCAAGCUGCUUAAAUCUCUUCUAUGUAGUCAUAUAUAAGGUAAAUGGAGAUGGUAGACCGGAUAUGUCCUCUUUUGGGAGGAGAGCAACAUUAAAGGAAUUCUAUGCUAUUAUUUUACCCUAUCUUCAGCGACUCCAUGGGAAUAUGUCUGAGCUAGAUGAUUGUGCUAAUUUGAGUGACAGUUCAGAGCUUGCUGUCAGGAAAAUUGCUCAUGAGAGUAGAAAGGACAUUGAUAUUGAGAGAGAAGAUGAAUGUGGAAUCUGCUUGGAACCCUGUACCAAAAUGGUUCUGCCAAAUUGCUGUCAUUCAAUGUGCAUCAACUGCUACCGGGACUGGAAUUUGAGGUCAGAAUCCUGUCCAUUUUGCCGGGGCAGUAUAAAACGAGUCCAGUCAGGGGACCUCUGGGUUCUCACCUGUGGCACUGAUGUGGUAGAUCGAACGACAGUAAUGAAAGAGGAUAUAUUGCGCUUGUAUCUGUAUAUAAACAGUCUGCCAAAAGAUGUUCCUGAUGCUCUCUUUUUAAUGUAUUACGAGUACUUGAUAUAACGGUGCUAAAACUGAAUCACAUUGUACAUGUGCUGAAAUAACAUGUAAUCCCGAUAAUUGUAAAUAACGUAUUGUUAAGGUGAUUCUCAAAAAAUGUAGAAUAAUGUAUAUGGCCCGGUAUACAUCAACUGACGGUCUGCAUAAUGCAUAUAUCCUUUUUUUCCCUGCUGGAAA
Molecule: messenger RNA, 1251 nt
Organism: Amaranthus tricolor (Joseph's coat)
Lineage: Eukaryota; Viridiplantae; Streptophyta; Magnoliopsida; Caryophyllales; Amaranthaceae
Product: E3 ubiquitin-protein ligase AIRP2-like
Exons: 6
Coding region: 406-1077 (223 amino acids)
Biological process (GO): protein ubiquitination
Molecular function (GO): ubiquitin protein ligase activity
Source: RefSeq, a predicted model, not a curated record